Messenger RNA from Closterium sp. Naga37s-1, 8712 nucleotides. Lineage: Eukaryota; Viridiplantae; Streptophyta; Zygnematophyceae; Desmidiales; Closteriaceae. The record is from the annotation of a GenBank genome assembly.
AUGGCGAGCGCAGCUUUGUUUCCGUCGCUCGCAGCGGCGUCGCGAGAGCCUCCGGAUGUCGUGCUGAGCAGAGUGCGCGAGUUGGUGCUGCAGAUCGUGGCUGGCGGGAACCAUCCCGAGACGAGUCUGUUGCACCAGCUCGCUGCGAUCAUCGAGGAUGAGGAGCAGUGGUACCAGCAGCAAGCGGGUUUUUCCUCGUCUAAUCUUCGAGCCUCGUACACUAUCGGACGAAUCGUCAACUCAUUGCGCGAGGACGACGACUUGUACGAGCUGCUGACGUCGAAGCUGCUGCUCCAGUCGUGGAGGUCGCAGGAGGAGCGCGCAGCGGGCGCUCGCCUGCUGCUCGCCUGCGCGAUGAGCUUCGUGUACCGUGGAGUGUUCGAGGAGGGUAUUCUCGAACGAGUCAUUGCGUGGGCCGCCCUUUCCACUCGCUCCUCCCCACCCCCUGCCCUUGCCACCGCCACAACCGCCGCCGCUGCCGCUUCUGCUGGCACUGCUGGUGGCGCCGGGGGCACGCAGGAGGAGGAGGAGGAGGAGGAAGAGGAGGAGGACGCGGGGGAGGAGGGACAGGGGGGGGAUCGUAGCGGGGCAGGAGGAACCGGGGCUGGCGGCGCUGCUGCUGCUGCUGCUGCUGCUGCUGCUGCGGGUGGGGUUGCUGGCGUGGGUGGUGGUGGUGGUGGUGGUGUGGGUGCGAGGGCGAGAGCAUCGGCUGUUCUGGCGACGGACAUGCUGAGAACGUUCUCGACUGGACUCGUUGCUGUUGCACUCAGCUCCAACGAGGCGGCGGUGGAGCAGGUGGUGCGCACAGGCCUCGUGCCCCACCUCGCCCGCCUGCUGCGCAAGCGAGUGCUGGGGCGCGCUGCUGCUCCCGCUGCAGGGGGAGCACGAGGCGAGGGGGGGGCAGCAGGGGGGGCAGGUGGAGCAGGAGGAGCAGGAGGAGCAGGAGCAGGUGGAGUAGGAGGAGGGGGAGGAGGAGGAGGAACUGGGACGGGGGUUGUGGGAACGCCAGGGAGCAGAGGGAGCAAGCUGCGUAGUGUGAGUAGCAGGGGGGAGAGUAGCGCCGCUGCUACCACCGCUGCUGCUGCUGCGGCUGCAGCUCAAAUUGCUGGAUUAGCAGGGGAGGCGAGAGCAGCAGCAGCAGCAGAGGAGAAUGGGAAGACGGAGGCUGUAGGUGAGGGGAUGGGAAGCGGAAACGUUGCAGCACAGGGGGAUGUUGUGAUGACUACCCCUGCAAAGGCUGCAUCCAACCCGCUCUCCCCGUUGGGGAAGCUGAAAGACUUAGGAGGGGGAGGAAUGGUGGCGGAAGGGGGCAGAGAGGAGCUGGGAAGCAGGAGUAGAGGGGGAGGAGGUGGUAGGAAAGCUGGGCUGAAAGGGAGCAAAGCAGAGCAGGGCGCAGGGAAGGGCAAGCAUGCUUCCGCCACUGGAACUGCUGGGUCCGAGAUUGAGGGGUCAGGGUUUGGGGUUAACGUUGGGGCUGUGGAUAUCACUGAAGCGGUUGCAGCGGCAUGGGAGGCGGCGAGAAGGGAAGCAGAGGCGGCUAAUGCUCCAGCUGAUGUGGUGGCAGCUGCAGUGGAGGCAGCAGCAGAGUCGGUUAAGCAAGCAGCUGCUGAUGUGUUGGAGGGGGGAGGAGGCGACGAGGCUGUUGCUGCUGCUGCUAGGAGCGCUGCUGAUGCUGUGAGACAGGCCGCGCAGGCAGUGAGUGGGGCAGGGAUUGGGGCAGGGAGUGGGAGCAAGGGCUCGGCUCCAGAUGCUCCAGGUGCCUCUAUCCCACCAGCUGCAGGUGCUGCAGGUGCAGCAGCAGACGCAGCAUCAGGAGAAGAAUCAGGUAGAGCAGCCAGUGCAGCAGAGCAGACCCCACAGCCCUCCACCCCAGCACCAUCACAGGACCCCACCUCUCCACUGCCCCCAUCCCACACCGCCCCCACCCCUCCUACCGCUCCCUCCUCCAUUCCAGCAGUGCCUACUCGCCCUGCCUGGCAGCUGACUCGUCCGCAGCUGGCGCAGCUGAGGGAGUGGUAUGCGGUGCAGACGCUGGCCGCACUGGGCGAGUACAUGGAGGUGCUUGGUCCCGUGCUGCAUGAGAAGGGCGUUGAUGUUUGCCUUGCUCUGCUCAGGUGCGCCACGCCGGGACCUCCAGGGGCCGAGGGGUCUGUUGCUGCUGUUGCUGCUCCUGGUGUGGCCAGUGCAGGUGGCGGUGCUUCUGCUGCCACUGCCCCUGGCGCAGGGGAUUCCACAGCAGGUGCAGCAGCAGCGGCAGGAACAGCAGCAGCAGCAGCAGCAGCAGCAGCAGCAACAACAGGAGCAGCAGCAGCAGCAGCAGCAGCCAGUGGGCCGAUGAGUGUGCUGCUGCUAGCGGACGUGUUGAAGCUGGUGUGUGCGCUCACAGCACACCGCAAGUUCGCCACACUCUUUGUGGACCGAGGGGGCGUGCAGCUGCUGCUCUCCCUCCCCCGCGUGCCCCACACCCUCCCCGGCCUUGCUGUCGCGUUUUUCGCCCUAGCCUCCAUUCAGUGUGCUGCUGCUGGCGGAUGUGUUGAAGCUGCUGUGUGCGCUCUUUUGAGACGUCUCAAAAGACGUGUUCAAGCUGGUGUGUGCGCUCACAGCACACCGCAAGUUCGCCACACUCUUUGUGGACCGAGGGGGCGUGCAGCUGCUGCUCUCCCUCCCCCGCGUGCCCCACACCCUCCCUGGCCUUGCUGUCGCGUUUUUCGCCCUAGCCUCCAUUCAGGUAACCGCCUGGCACUCCCGUUCCUUCUUCUUGAUCACCUCUCUCUUUCCUCUCGCUGCCCCGCGUCCCCCACACCCUCCCGGGCCUCGCUGUUCCUCCUUCGCCCUAGACUCCAUUCAGAGUGUGAUGGAGCGAGUGGCGUCCCUCCCCCAGCCAGUCAUUCGAUCCCUCAUCUCAGCAUCUCUCCACCUUCUCCUCUGUCCACUCGACCACGCGCGGCGCAACACGGCGCUCUUCUUUGCCGCCUCCCUCGCCUUCCCCCGCCUGCUCCUAGAUUUCGACGCCCAGGGGGGCCUCCCCGCCCUCAUUGCUCUGCUCAGGAAUGCUGCUCUGCCCCGUGUUUCCCUUCUUCCCCUUGUUCUUUCCCCCCUUCCUCCCCCCAGAGUGUGAUGGAGCGUGUUGCAUCUCUCCCCCAGCCAGUCAUCCGAUCUCUCAUCUCCGCAUCGCUCCACCUGCUCCUCUGCCCGCUGGACCACGCGCGGCGCAACACGGCGCUCUUCUUUGCCGCCUCCCUCGCCUUCCCCCGCCUGCUCCACGAAUUCGACGCCCAGGGGGGCCUCCCCGCCCUCAUAGCUCUGCUGAGGAAUGCUGCUCAGUUAAGGCAGGUGGCUCACAACACGUGCAUCGCCCUUCGGCAGUACAUGCGCGUGCACCUCGUGCUGCAUCUCGAAUCCCUCCACCACCCUUCUUCCGGUGCCUCCUCCUCUGUUGCCCCCUCUGUUUCCCCCUCUGUUGCCCCCGCUGUUGUCCCGUCCGGUGCCCCCACUGUUACCCCCUCCUCCUCGCUCUCCUCCCGCCACCGCACCCAAGCGCCUCACAAGCCGUCGCACCACGCACGGAGCCUCACCAGAGCCGUAGAUUCGAGUGCACAGGCAGUUGAAGGGUUGAUGGAGGCACUGAUGGUGUCGGACCGGCGCCUGGCGCACGCGUUUGUGCGCUCGCGGUGGGGCGCUGCUGAGAGGCUCGUGGAGGAAGGGGCAGUCGAUGUUCUGCUGGAGCUCUGCCAGGGGUUUGUGCGCUCGCGGUGGGGCGCCGCUGAGAGGCUUGUGGAGGAGGGGGCUGUAGACGUGCUGCUGGAGCUCUGCCAGAUUCCCCCAGGAGAGCGCAGCACGGGGGAGCUAGCAGAGCACGCCCUGGGCGUCCUGCACGUGCUCACCCUCGCGCCCUUCACCCACCUCCACGUGUGCUCCCCUCUCUUGCCCGAAUUUCAAACCUUUCUUCUGCAGAUCCCUCCAGGAGAGCGCAGCACGGGCGAGCUAGCAGAGCACACCCUGGGGGUCCUGCACGUGCUCACCCUGGCGCCCUUCACGCACCGCCACGUGCUCUCAGCGCGCGUGGCCUCCCACCGCUGCGGCAUGCCCGUGCUGCUCGACGCUGCCAGCGGGGCUCUGCUGGCGGAUCCCGAGGUCAUGCAGAUCGCGCUGCUGGUUGUCGUGAAUCUCGUCUGCCCGUUCCCCACGUACUGCUCUGUGGUGAAUAGCCGGAGUGCUGGGCAUUCCGCUGGUGCUCUUGGUGGUGCUGCUGGUGUUGCCAGUGCUGCUGCUGCUGGUGGUGCUGGUGGUGCGACUGGUGUUGGUGCUGGUGCUGCUAUUGCUACUCCGAGUUCAAGCCGUGCACUGCCACGCAUCACUGAAGGGACUGAGACAGGGCCACAGCAGCAGCAGCAGCAGCAACAACAGCAGCAGGUGCAGCAGCCGCAGCAGCUGGACGCAUUUUCUACACCUGCUCUGCACGCCCGGUGGUUGCAUGAGUUCCAACAGUCAGCACUUGAGCUCAUUUCGCUCACCACAAGUGCAGGCAAGGCGACAACAGCAGCAGCCACGGAAGCAACAGCGCCCACACUCAAGAGGCUGGAGCGAGCUGCCAUUGCUGCUGCCACCCCCAUCAGCUACCCGCCCAGUGAGCUCCUUCAACUGAUACACGCCCAUCUGGUAUCAGAAGGCCUACACCAGUCAGCAAGCCAGCUGCUAGCAGAAUCAAACAUCACCCCCCUCGUCGCCACCCCCGUUCCCUCCUCCUCUCCCGCUGCCCUCCCCUCCUCCUCUCUUGCUCCCUCUGAGACUUCCCCCAAUCGCCACCCCCCCCACGCUCUCCCUGCCCCUCUUCCUCCGUCCGCCUCUGCUGCUCCAGUUUCAACGUCAGCAGCAGCGCCAGCUGGCAGUUCGGGAUUGGCUGCUGAGGCAGCUGGGGGACUUAGCUGGCCAAAGGGCAAGGCAGGAUGGUUCUUUUCUGCUGGAAGGAAGGGCGAGGGGAGAGGAGAGAGGAGUGUGAUUCGGCAGAGAGCGGUGGGAAUGGAUGCAAGUGGGGCGAGUGGGAGUGGAGUUGGAGGGGAGGAGGAAGGGCAGAUACGAAGGCGGAUCUUACUGGGUAGUUCCCUUGCGGAGAGGGUUAGAGGGAAAGGGGAGAGCAGGGGGGAGGAGAGGGAGGAUGAGGAGCAGAGAGGGACGGGAGAUGCAGCAUUGAGCAAAGAGGGAAUGAAGUCUGGGGGAGGAGGGGCAAGGGGUGGGGAGUUGACUGGUGCAGGCUUGACCAGUGGCGGCAGCAGCAGCAGCGGGGAGAGAGAGAGCACGCCUGGGAGGGAGCAGAUGGCACGGUGUGUAUCUGGGAGGAAGCGAGGGUACAAGGAAGCUUCUGCUUCUGCGUCUGCAGCAGCGCUUCUUGUCUCUCCUCCUGCCAAACGAGCCUCCACGCUUCUCCCGCCUCUCCUCUCCCCUAGUCCUUCCCUUCCGCUGCAAAGUGGUGCUGCCUCUGCAAUAGCUUCUGCCGGAGCAGGGGCAGGGGCAGGGGCAGGGGCAGGUACCAGUGAUGCUGCUGAUGCUGCUGCUGCUGCUCCUGGUGCUGGUGUUGGUACCGGUGGGGAUGGCUCUGGUGGUGGUUCUUCUCCUGCGGCUGCUGUUGCAUCUGGGCAAACACCUGCAGGGUCUGCUGUAUCAGAGGAGCCUGUUCCGUGUUCAGGUGGGGUUUCAGGUGGAGCCUCAGGUGGAACCUCAGGCGGGGCCUCAGGUGGGGCCUCAGGUGCCGCAGAGGACAGCUUGGGCCAGGCGCUAGCAGCCCCUGCACCAGCAGCAACCGCCCCGGCCCCACCCGCACCAGCACCACCUCCCUCAGUUCUACCUCCCCCAGGCGAGCUCAGCACAACCCUGGACGGCAUCGUCACGUCAUAUCUGAAGCAGCAGCACAGGCAGUGCCCCGCCCCCAUCACCACCCUCCCACCGCUCUCCCUCCUCCACCCCCACACCUGCCCCGAGCCUCUCCGCUCCCUCGACGCUCCCUACAGCAUCACCCGCCGCCUCGCCGCCCGGCAGCGCCGCCCGCCCGCAGGCGGGUGGCAGGGGCGGCGGCUGGAUCGGCAGCUAGUGUACAGCCGGUUCCGCCCCUGGCGAACCUGCCGGGAAGAUGCGGUUAUGAUCACCAGCGCGUGUUUCUUGCUGGGGGCAGGCGGGGCGGGUGGGGGCGGCGGCGUGUGGGGGUUCAGCGGGGGGGGUGCUGGGGGCGUUGGGGGGUUCGGUGGGGGAAGGCGAUGCUUGGCAGUGGGGACGACUGCAGGAGAGAUAAAGCUAUUUGACGCGGAGGGGGGUGUGAUUGUGGAUAGCUACUCCUGCCACCAGUCUUCAAUAGUUUCGGUGUUUUCGGCGCCAAGACCGGGGUAUGAUGAUGAUGACAGGGGGUUUGUAGGACGGGGGCGGGGGAGGCAGCAGGAGGAGGAAAUGCAAGACGGGGCAUCAGCAGCAGGAGGAACGGGGAUAAGAGCAGGCGGAGCAGCAGCAGGAGGAGCAGCAGGAGGAGCAGGAGCGGGGUCAUCAGCAGCGUCAGCAGCGUACGGAGCAGCGUCCUGUCUGCUGCUCUCCUCCACCCGAACAGAAGUGAAGCUGUGGGAUGCAGCAGACCUCUCUCUCGGGCCCAUCCACACCUUCCCCUCCUGCCGCCUCGGCCGCUUCAGCCACUCUGCUCGCACCAUCGGUGCAGUGCGGUGCGACGGGCAGUCAAGGGAGUCGAGAGAGGUGCUGCUGUAUGACGUGGCUACGGGCAGGCUGCAGGAAACGCUCAGGGAAGCGCCUAUCGCUGCUGCUGCAGACUCAUAUGUUGGUGCUGCUGGUGGCGCUGGUGGCGCUGCUGGUGCUGCUGGUGUGGUUGGUUGGGGUGGUGUGGGCGGUGGGGUUGCUGGUGGGGGUCUGGGAGGCGGGCGCGGUGGGAAUGGUGGCUUUGGUGGUCUAUUUGGUGGUUACGGCGGUUAUGGUGGGUUCGGAGGGUUUGGCAUCGGGCUUGCCGGCGCUGCUGGUGCCACUGCUGCUGGUAUUGGCGGUGCUGGCGUUACAAUGAUGGGUGGAGGAGGAGGAGGAGGGGGAGCAGGGGUGAGUCGCACGUUGGGAUCCCAGGCGGUGCAUUUCUCUCCGCUGGACGAUCUGCUGCUGUGGAAGGGGUUCCUGUGGGACCCGCGCAUCAGUGAGCCCGUUCACCGCUUCGACCAGUUCUCGGAUUAUGGGGGAGGGGGCUUCCACCCUUCAGGCAACGAGGUGAGUGGUUUAUUUGGUUUCUUGUACUCUGGUGGGUCCAUCGAAGCUUGGUUGAAGGCACAGCACCUGCUGCUGUGGAAGGGGUUCCUGUGGGACCCGAGGACCAGUGAGCCCGUGCAUCGGUUCAACCAGUUCUCAGAUUAUGGAGGAGGGGGCUUCCACCCUUCAGGCAAUGAGGUAGAGGUGACCGGCCAGCAGCAGCAGCGGCUGCUGUGGAAGGGGUUCCUAUGGGACCCGCACAUCAGUGAGCCUGUGCAUCGAGUCGACCAGUUCUCAGACCAUGGAGGAGGCGGCUUCCACCCCUCUGGCAACGAGGGGUUCCUUCGGGACCCGCGCAUCAGUGAGCCCGUUCACCGCUUCGACCAGUUCUCCGACUAUGGAGGAGGGGGCUUCCACCCAUCCGGAAAUGAGGUAAUCAUCAAUUCGGAGGUGUGGGAUCUUCAAACACGGAAGCUUCUGCGCAGCGUCCCGUCUCUCGACCAGACCUCCAUAACAUUCAAUGCCACGGGCGAAGUCAUCUACGCGACCCUCCGCCGCACCACCAACGACCUCCUGGCAGCCCUGCACGGCUGGCGGCGCAAGCACGCCCGCUCUUCUCCGCGUUCAAGAGCAUCGAUGCGACCUCUUACACUGACAUUGCAAUUGCUCUUCUCCCCAUCCCUGCUUACCCUCCCCACACGUCAGGUGAUUAUCAACUCUGAGGUGUGGGAUCUCCGGACAAGGAAGCUUCUGCGCAGCGUCCCGUCCCUCGACCAGACCUCCAUAACAUUCAACGGCACUGGAGAGGUGAUUUAUGCCACCCUCCGCCGCACCACCGACGACCUUCUUGCAGCCCUGCACGGGCGGCGGCGCAAGCACGCCCUCUUCUCAGCAUUCAAAACCAUCGACGCGACUUCGUACACUGACAUCGCAACCGUUAAUGUGGAGCGCUGCGUCCUCGAUCUCGCCGUUGAACCCACGGACGGGUAUGUGGCAGCGGUGGUGGUAGAUGAGCAUGGGGAAUCGGAUUCUGUCGCGCGGUUGUUCGAGGUUGGGCGGCAGCGGGUGGUGGAGGAGCUAGGGGAUUAUGAUGGGGAGGAUGAGGGGGAGAUGGAGGAUGAGGGGGAUGAAGCGGAGGAGGAGGAGGAUGAGGAUCAGGAGGAGUUGGAUAGUAUAGAGGAGGAGCUUUUCGGAGGGUUUUCGGAGGAUUUGGAUGAGGAGGAUGAGGAUGGGUUUGGGCAGCCGAGGGUGAGGGCCGUGAGGGGUGGUGGGCGUGGUGGGGUGAUGAACGGGGAAGUGGAGGAGGGGGAGUAUUUGGGGAGUGACUCCGAGGAUGAUGAGGAGGCGGCACAGGAGCUUAUGGAUUUGAUAAUGGAGGGACCGUCAGAUGAAGAUCCGGAUAGUUUCAACCUAGCGCGCACGCCGGUGACCUGUUCUGCUCUGCUCUCUGAGGACGCGGCUCGCCAGCAACACUUUCGGCGAGUGGCGUAG